This is a messenger RNA of Stegostoma tigrinum, 4307 nucleotides long. It is a transcript of the gene ppfia3, whose product is annotated as PTPRF interacting protein alpha 3. NCBI's taxonomy places the organism in Eukaryota, Metazoa, Chordata, Chondrichthyes, Orectolobiformes, Stegostomatidae. Gene Ontology annotation, biological process: synapse organization. The transcript has 29 exons. The record is from RefSeq and is a predicted model, not a curated record. Bases 420 to 3995 code for a protein of 1191 amino acids. Gene Ontology annotation, cellular component: presynaptic active zone. Gene Ontology annotation, molecular function: protein binding.
AGGCGGGCAUUGCAGGGACGGAUUCUGGGAACCUUAUCUCCCUUUUUUUCAAUGGGAAGUAGUGGAUGAGUGAGGGAACCUCUCUAAUUUCUAUUUUUACAUGGUGGGGGAAGGGGAAGGGGGGAUUUAAUUGCACUAGCCUGAAAUUCUUCCCCCCUACACAAUCUGCCCUUUUGCAGAUUGCAAGGAGAAGAGAUGCAGGGGUAAGGGAAGGGGAAGAAGAAAGAAGGGAGAGAGUGAAGGCUGGAAGCAGGAGAGGGCAAGAGCUGGAAUCCUGGCUUGCAGAUCCGCUCUGCCCGGGUUUGCUGCGUCUCUCUUCCCCCACCCCCGGCCCCUCCGACAUCUGAUCGCGCCCUCCCUGUGCUGCCGUUGGCUGUCACCGCGUCUCCCGAGCCUUCCAAUGGUCUAACCGGGGCAAGAUGAUGUGCGAAGUGAUGCCGACCAUUAACGAGGACAACCGACGGGGCUCUCAGUAUGGCCCGGAUGACGCCAACUUUGAGCAGCUCAUGGUGAACAUGCUGAACGAGCGCGAGCGGCUCCUGGAGAGCCUGCGCGAGGCGCAGGAGAGCUUGGCCGGUGCCCAGUUGCGCCUGCGGGAACUCGGGCAUGAGAAGGAGUCGUUGCAGCGACAGCUCAGCAUCGCACUGCCUCAGGAAUUUGCGGUACUGACAAAGGAGCUGAAUCUGUGCCGGGAGCAGUUGCUGGAGCGGGAGGAAGAGAUCGCGGAGCUGAAAGCUGAGAGGAACAACACACGGCUGCUGUUGGAACAUUUGGAGUGCCUGGUGUCGCGUCACGAGCGUUCCCUCAGGAUGACAGUGGUGAAACGUCAAGCCCAGUCUCCUGCUGGCGUCUCUAGUGAGGUCGAGGUGCUGAAGGCCUUGAAAUCACUCUUCGAACACCACAAAGCUUUAGAUGAAAAGGUGCGGGAGAGGUUGCGAGUUGCUUUGGAGAGAGUCUCGAUACUGGAAGAAGAGCUGGAAACGACAGCCCAGGACAGGCUGACCAAUGGCACAGCGCUGACUGGCAACGGGGACUCAGAGCUGAUCGAGCGGCAGAGCGCCGAGCUUCUCCAGAUGAAGGAGCGCUUGGCCAUGCUGUGCCGCAAGGUGGCGGAGGUGGAGGAGGAGCUGAGCACGGCGCACAAGGACCUCACCAAAUCUGAGGAGGUGAACGCCAAGCUCCAGCGGGAUUUGAAAGAGGCUUUAGCACAAAGGGAAGACAUGGAAGAGAGAAUCACGACACUGGAGAAACGCUACCUCAGCGCCCAGCGAGAAGCUACGUCGCUUCAUGAUGCGAAUGAUAAACUGGAGAAUGAGUUGGCAAGUAAGGAGUCCCUCCUCAAGCAGAGUGAGGAGAAGAGCCGGCAGCUCCAGGAAUGGCUGGACUCCUCCAAACAGAAGCUGCAGCAGACCAUGAGGAAGGCCGAGACUCUGCCAGAGGUGGAGGCCGAGCUGGCCCAGCGAGUGGCUGCUCUGAACAAGGCAGAAGAGAGGCACGGGAAUAUCGAGGAACGGCUGUGCCAACUGGAGACAGAGCUGGAAGAGAAAAACCAGGAACUGCAAAGGGCCCGGCAGCGGGAGAAGAUGAACGAUGAACAUAAUAAGCGCCUAUCGGAGACUGUCGACAGGCUCCUCUCUGAAUCCAAUGAGCGGCUACAGCUCCACCUGAAGGAGAGGAUGGCAGCCCUGGAGGAGAAGAACGCACUAAGUCAGGAGCUCUCUAACAUCAAAAAGGUGCAGGAGGAAGUGCUACUCAACAAGGAGCAGUUGAUGGCCGAAGUGGAGAGGAUGCAGACGGAACUGGAGCAGUUGAGAGCAAAGACGGGCAUUCGGGAUGCUUACUCGAGGUCACUGCCAGGGAGUGCUUCAGAGCUCAGAUACUCUCACAGUUCCGGCAUUCCUGUGGGCAGCCACAUGGACAUCUAUAGCACCACAGGGGUCCUUCGAAGACCCCACAAAGGACGGUGGGCAGCGCUGAAGGAUGACCCAUCGAAGCAGGUACAGACAUUGAACGAACAGGAGUGGGAACGUGCCCAACAGGCAAAUGUGCUGGCCAAUGUCGCCCAAGCAUUCGAGAGCGACGUGGAUGGCUCGGACAUGGAGGAUGACGACCGCGAGACGAUGUUCAGCUCGGCCGAUGUCCUUUCACCAAGUGGCCAGACUGAUGUCCAGACCCUCGCUCUGAUGCUUCAGGAGCAGUUAGAGGCCAUCAAUAAGGAAAUCAGGAUGAUUCAGGAGGAGAAGGAGACGACUGAACUGAGAGCGGAGGAGAUUGAGAGCCGAGUGGGCAGCGGCACACUGGAGGGGCCGCAGUCGGGUCGGUAUCGCUCGGCCCCCACUAUCCCGCACUCCGUCACUGCAUCGACCCUCGCCAGCCCCUCGCCCCCGAACAGCGGGCACUCCACCCCAAGGCUGACGCCGCACAGUCCCGCCCGAGACUCUGAUCGGCUCAGUGUGGGCAAUGCUAACUCCCUGAGCCGGGAGGAUUCCCGAGAGGACAAGCCCACCAUCCAGUGCGAGACGUCCCCCCCUCUGACCCCCCGGGCUGUCCGGUUGGAGCGGGUCAGCCAGGCCCUGCAGGCCAGCGCUCUGGAAGACAGUCGGGAGGUCCGCAAUUUGUCAGGCCUGCAGGAUGGUCUUGGGAACAGCAGUAGUAACAGCAGCCAAGACUCCCUCAACAAAGUUCCCAAGAAGAAGAGCAUCAAGUCAUCCAUUGGCCGACUGUUUGGCAAAAAAGAGAAAGGACGAAUUGGGCACGGUGUCCGGGAGCCUUCCUCACAAGCCGGAACGCCAGACACAGAGACAUCCUCUCAGGACCCCCUAGGACUGUCAAAAUUGGGUGGUCCAGUGGACAAGGACCGACGAAAUAAGAAAAAGCAUGAACUAUUGGAGGAGGCGUGUCGUCAGGGUCUUCCAUUUGCUUCUUGGGAUGGUCCCACUGUCGUAGCAUGGCUAGAGCUGUGGGUCGGGAUGCCCGCGUGGUAUGUGGCAGCUUGUCGCGCCAAUGUGAAGAGUGGAGCCAUCAUGUCAGCUUUGUCCGACACUGAGAUCCAACGUGAGAUCGGAAUCAGCAACCCCCUGCACCGAUUGAAGCUGCGUUUGGCCAUCCAGGAGAUGGUGUCACUAACCAGCCCAUCGGCACCCACCAUCUCUCGAAUGAACACGGGCAACGUGUGGGUAACACAUGAGGAGAUGGAAACCCUGACAACGUCGACAAAGACGGAGGCUAAAGAGAUCAGCUGGGACCAGAUCUUGGCGUAUGGCGACAUGAACCACGAGUGGGUGGGCAAUGAUUGGCUGCCCAGUCUUGGACUUCCGCAGUAUCGGAGUUACUUCAUGGAAUCACUGGUCGAUGCCCGCAUGUUGGACCAUCUGACCAAGAAGGAACUUCGAGGCCAGCUGAAGAUGGUCGACAGUUUUCACAGAAUCAGUCUCCACUACGGCAUCAUGUGUCUGAAACGGCUGAACUACAACAAGAAGGAACUGGAGAGCAAGCGGGAGGGGAGUCUCAUUCAGCUGAAAGACGUGAUGGUGUGGACAAAUGAUCGGAUGAUGGGCUGGGUACAGGACAUUGGGCUGAAGGAGUACAGCAGUAACCUCCAGGAGAGUGGGGUUCACGGGGCACUCAUCGCACUGGAUGACACCUUCGAUCACAACGACGUUGCCCUACUCCUGCAGAUCCCGAUGCAGAACACGCAGGCACGUCAGAUACUGGAAAAUGAAUUCAAAAACCUGCUGCUUCAAGGAACUGAUCGACGCCAUGAGGAGGACAACACCAAGAACUUCAGUCGGGCGCCCUCGUGGCGCAAGCGGUUUCGGGCAAAGGAGAUGCGAGACAUGACCUCGGACACAUCGGAAACGCUGCCGGCCAACUUCCGAGUGACCGCGGCCGCCAUCGCAUCGCAGAGCGUGCAGCUACGGAAGGUGCAGCCAGAUAGUAACCCCUCAGGGACACCGCGAGCUGACACACCAUCAAUACGGACGUACUCGUGCUAGCAUCACUCAGCGAAUCUCGAGGGGAUUGUGAUGAGUCGCUGUCAUGCAGUUAAUUGUGGCUGGAAGAAUUGAAGAACCAGCUUCAAGAACUAUCACAGAACUGACCCGACUGUUAAAAGGGGCAAGAGAACCCCCACCCCUGCCACCACCAUCUCCCCUCGCCCCUAUCCCCAGUGUUGCUCCCGAGAAGAGUGGGCGACAGGGUGGAGAGGUUGUUCCAUUCCUUUGGUGACUCUGUUUUCAUUUUCUGGCACUCCGUGGGUCCCACAUCUAAGGUCAAUCACCCACCAUCCCUCCCCCCAAACUCUACUC